AACGAACCACAGCUGAUGGCCACCGCCUGGGCUGUUAAAGAUGCGCACAGCACCAACAGACAGGUAAAGAUGGGUCUCAUUCUAGGGGCGAUAGUAUAUCUAAAAGGCCUUACGGACACCAAGGGUUUUUAUGUCCACAAAAUGCUGUAGACUCUUCUUCUAUGCUACUCUCUCUACCGUCUGUCCUAUGGGCUGUUUAGGAAGUUGGAGUUACCAUCAGAUGACGGCGGUGGACUACUACGAUACUCAUGCACCACACAACGGAAUGAAGGCCCGCGUUGGACCCCGCGAUUGCAUUUGCGAGACAGAUCAAUAUUCACUAAGCAGACGCGUUAAGCUGGCCUUGUUCGGCGGAUUUAUGGUCACUUUAAUAAUUCUUUUUAUAUCGUUCGCUGUCUUGUCUUCUAGCUGUACCACAUGCCCGAGUCCUCAUCGGAAGACACCACAGCAAAUAUGUGCGUUGGUUCUUUCAUGCUUGCGGCAGGCAACCUUCACGUACAUUAUGUUAUUUUCUCUGGCGCUUGCUGUCGGUGAUCACAGUGGCGUUUACACACCACACGGAACACUCCUCCACCCCCCCUCUCCUACUACCUGUCGUUUCGUAAAUGAAAGAGCGAAUGCGAAUCAAUAAGCUCUGCUGAAACUUGGUUGUCUUCUGUAACCAGUAUAUCCCAGCCGCACUUCCCAAAUUUUCGCAAGUACCCUUCCACUUUCCACAUUUCACUGGUUGUCAGUGAAACUUUGAAGCCACGUUCUACUGGUACGGGAGGACUCUCGAACCUUGGCCUGGUCUACCUAGGCAUCGAGUCGUGGAACAAGGGUCGUCUACUCUCGUCGAUAGGUGAUUAUCUGUGUGCGCCUCUUCGCCCCAUGAUAUUUGGUUAUUUUUUUUUUUUGACUCUUGCCCAUCAACCCUUGCGUUUCAUCCGUUUUGGUCUCCUAGUAAUCGCGGUGCCCAAGAUAUAUUUUUCAAAGCAUGG
Molecule: messenger RNA, 980 nt
Organism: Guyanagaster necrorhizus
Lineage: Eukaryota; Fungi; Basidiomycota; Agaricomycetes; Agaricales; Physalacriaceae
Exons: 1
Coding region: 131-631 (166 amino acids)
Source: RefSeq, a predicted model, not a curated record